Physcomitrium patens is the source of this 670-nucleotide messenger RNA. RefSeq lists its product as uncharacterized. NCBI's taxonomy places the organism in Eukaryota, Viridiplantae, Streptophyta, Bryopsida, Funariales, Funariaceae. The record is from RefSeq and is a predicted model, not a curated record.
UUUCGAGGGACUGAUCAUCCGCGAAGCCUUCCAUCGUCUCUUGCAAUCGUGAUUCUACCGAAGCAGCUGUUGCACAUUCUUCGACCCUUUUGACGUGGGACUAAGUAUUUUGGACUUGGAGGUCGCGAUCGAGAGGAGUGAGCGAGCAGGAGCGAUUAGGUUUCCGAGCGAGUGAGCGAGAGAGAGCGCGAUGGCGAUCCCGUUGUGUGUGCAGUGUGGAACGCACCAGAACCCGUGUCGGUGCAAGAUCGUGGGCCCGACGCUAGGAGUGGUGGCGUUUCUGGUCACCGCCGUGGUGGAGUGGCCGUUGGGCGUUGCGUUGUACUGCUUUAGAAAACAGAAGGCGCGUCGUCUGCUGCACCACCCCAACCGCGUCGUGUACCCUCGAGUCUCGGGCGCCAUCCCCUUCUAAGCUCUGAGCUAGCGAGAGCGAUUCAGUCUCAUCCCUCUACGAUUCUGAAGUAGUGCAGCUCUUGUCGAGGCCCACGAGCAAUGGCCUUGCCAUCUCCAUGUUCUGUCACCCUGAGAUUUAUCACUGCGGCUGAUUUUUGAACCACAGAUCACGAUUUUAUGCGGCAACGCAAAAUGUACAUAUUGUUAUUUAGAGAGACGAAUAAAAUUGCAUUGUUAUCUUCAUUCCGCGACUUCAAUCGUGUCAUUGGAGUCGUCA